Molecule: messenger RNA, 4800 nt
Organism: Lethenteron reissneri (Far Eastern brook lamprey)
Lineage: Eukaryota; Metazoa; Chordata; Hyperoartia; Petromyzontiformes; Petromyzontidae
Product: neuronal pentraxin-2-like
Source: RefSeq, a predicted model, not a curated record
GAGACAGCGCAGAGAGAGAGAGGGGGAAAGAGCUACACGGGGAGAGAAGGAAUCCACUGGGAUAUAUACACAUACGGGGAGAGGUACAGAGAGAGAGAGAGAGAGACGAAGACACCGACAGACACGAGAAGCGAGAGCGAGGAGGAGACAGACGGGGAGAAAGGUAUUAACAUCGGGAAAUCAAAACACGUGGAGAUAGAUAAACACGCAGAGAGAGGGAGACGGGGGAAGAGACAUAUAACCAAGAGAUAAUAGGAGUGGGGUCGUUGCGAUUGCAUAGACCAGCGCACAUCAGGAGCGUACGCAAAAUCAUCAUCAGCAGCAGCAGCAAGAACAGUAGCAGUGGUAGCAUCACAUGCAGUAACGGCAAAAAUCAUCAUCAUCAGCAGCAACGGCAGCAGCAGCAACUAGAGCAACGAAAAAAAAUCAUCAACGGCAGCAGCAAGUGGAACGCGAGACUCGCAGACACAAUCAAUCAACGGCCACGCGGUUCAUCAUGUCUUCUCUGAUGAUCUCCCUCCAUCUCAUGCUGCUGCUACUGCUGCUACUCGUCACGUCAAUCAGCUCGCAGCAACAGCAGCAUCAACAGCAGCAACAACAGCAGCAGCAGCACGACCUCGGCCACUCGCGUUUCGUGUGCACCGCCAUCCCCGCCGACGUGGACGCGGCGUGCCCGCUGCCCGCGUUGUCGGGACUCUCGUCGGGCGCGAGCGACGAGGCGCGCACAGGGGUCCUGGAGCUUCGCGAGACGGUGCUGCGCCAGAAAGAGACCAUUCUCGAGCAACGGGAGAGCAUCAGGGACCUCACCACCAAACUCCAGCGAUGUGAAGGCACGGACACGCUCGCUUCCUCGUCGUCGUCGUCCAAGCACAUGCACGCGCGCCUCCCCGGAGCGAAACAGGCGCCGGGCAAGUGGCGAGACACGAUGGGCGACCUGCCCCGUGACCCCGGGGAGGUGAUCGAGCAGCUGGGCAGGACGGUGCAGUCGCUCAAGGAUCGGUUGGAGAGUCUGGAGCAGAAGCACCGCGCUAACUCAACGCGCCCGCAGGGCUCCACUGGCGGUGUCGGUGCCGGCGGCGGCGGCGGCGGCGUUGGUGGUAGCGCCCACUCGCUGCGGGAGUUCCUGCACGAACGUCUGGGCGACGUGGGGAAACAUCUGCACGGCGAGGGAGGAGCAGCAGGAGGAGGAGACGGGGAGGGCGGAGGUCAUCACAACGAUAGCGACGGGCACCCUCACCACCACCAGCAGCAGCAGCAGCAGAGGAUACGGCCAGAGUCCACUCUCACCUCCGUGCAUCGCCUGCCGAAUUUGGACAAAAUCGGGCCCCCCCCAAUCCACCACGCGCCCGACGACUUCAAGGUGAUGUUCCCGGCGCGCACCAACUACAUGUUUGUGCGCGCCAAGCGCUCGCUGCCCGAGCUGCAUGCGUUCACCAUCUGCCUGUGGCUGCGAUCGGGGGGCCCCAGCUCUGGGACCCCCUUCUCCUACGCCGUGGACGACCAGCCCAACGAGCUGGCGCUCAUGGAGUGGGGAAACAACCCCAUGGAGCUCAUCAUCAACGACAAGAUCGCGCGGCUGCCCGUCAGCGUGAGCGACGGCCGCUGGCACCACCUGUGCGUCACGUGGAGCACUCGCGACGGCGUCUGGAAGGCGUUCCAGAACGGCGCCUACCGCGGCACCGGCGAAAACCUCGCGCCCUGGAGGCCCAUAAAGGCCGGCGGCGUCCUCAUCCUGGGCCAGGAGCAGGAUGUGGUGGGCGGAAACUUCGACGCGACGCAGGCGUUCCUGGGCGAGAUGGCGCAGUUCAACGUGUGGGAUCGCGAGCUGCUGCCAGACGAAAUCAUGGAGCUGGCCACGUGCUCGCGCUCCUUUUCGGGGAAUGUCGUCGCCUGGACCGAGGACGCCAUCGACGUCCACGGAGGCCUCACCCACCACCCGUUCGGCCGCUGCUCCUCCGUGCUCUCCAACUUCUGACCCUACGACGACGACCUUUGACAAUGGCCCAUUGGUGAUGACCCUUGAUGAUGCCCUUUGAUGAUGACCUUUGAUAAUGACCCAUCACAUUGACCCUCGAUUAUGACCUUUGAUGAUGAUCAGCUCUGCUAAUAACCUUUGAUAAUGACCCCCGAUGAUGGCCUUUGGUAAUGACCUUUGAUGAUGACCUUUGAUGACGACCAAUCAGAAUCGUCAUUUAGACUGCACGAGGAAUCCGAUGAGAUGCAAAGCUCUUUUUGUCACAGAUGUCCAGUAGGAGAAUGACCUGUUGAUAAUGACCUUUGACCCUGACAAUCGACGUUCAUGGAGGCCCCCGGCCCGCUCGGACGCUGCUCCGCAAGGCUGUCCUAACCCUUAAUGCUGACCUUUCACGAUGACCUUUGAUGACCUUUUGACGAGCACCUCUUGAGCUGACGUUCGAUGGCCUCCACUGCUGAUCUCUGAUGCUCACCUCCAAAGUUGACCUUUGGCAUUCUUACUCUCGAUAACGCCCUCCGAUACCGACGAUGAACGCUAACCGGUAGAGCUGACCCUUGCGGGUAACCAUUGACAACUUCGAUCGUGACCCACCACAAUAGGGCGCUGACCUCCUGAGCUCGACGCUGAGCCACGCGACCUUAACAUCGAGUCCUCACCGUCGUCCCGACCUCCGCCCCCGGACUUGAACCCCGUGAGCCUGACCAUGCCCACCACUGCACCCGCCAUAAUUUUGACGCCGACCUCAGCCUCAACUUUGACAUCUACCCCCCCCCCCCAAUUGACCGUGACCUUGACCUCGACAUUUCCCCCACCCCCUCAACCCGCCCACAUUUUUUCACACUGAACUCGACCAGACCCUGACCCUGAACUGACCUGACCUUGCCACAGAACGCCCCACCAACACCCCCCCCCCCCCCACCACCUCCACGCCGGCAUCGGUUACAACCCUGACUCGCAACCCUGACCCCCUGACCUCGACGUCACCCUCGACCUCAACUCCCACCGCAACAACUCUUCCUCACCGACCGGGGCGGUGACGACGCCGUUGGGUUCGCCCUCCCGCCCUCGUCUCACGACUCCCCCGGCGCGGGGAGGCUCCCUCGCUACGCUGGGACGUCGCGCGCCCCAGGAGUCCCGGACGACGAUCGCCCGCUCGAUCGCGGUUAGGGAAAACACCGGCAGUGUGUAUGCGCGCAUGUGUGUGUGCGCGUGUAUGCGCAUGUAUGCGCGUACGUACGGUUGAACUUUCUUUCGUUCGCACCGCACGUAGCCAACGGCGCCAAUCGGAGGUAGCGGUGGUAGCGGAUAACGCGCAAGCGUCCCUUAACGACUCGGGGGUCAGCGGCCCACUUGCUGUGCUGCUGCCGCUGCCGCCGGAUGGCGCCGCCGAAUGUUUGGUUUUCCCGCGCGCCGCACGUCGUCGUCGUCUUUUGCAACGUUCCACCAACGUCCGGCACCGUUGAGUUUGGAGAGAGAUGUUUGGGUGGAGGGGGGGUGGAGGUGCCGGGCGCGGAGGAACUUCUCAAACGACGCGACGACUGUUCAGGCCGCUCGCUUGCAAGCGACAGAUUUAUUUCUUUUUUUUUCUUUUUUUCUUUCCCCGGGCAGCCCCAGCGGCAUUCGUUUAAGGGAGCCAAAGCCCUGCUGAUGAGACUCGGUCCGAGUGCUCAUACCCCACCCUCGUUUCAUAUUUACAGAGCUCGCGCGCGCCUUGAGCUCAAGGCGCGCGCGCUCUCUGUAACGUAGUUGCACAACAAAAAACGUGAACAAACGAAUCGAGUGAUCGGGAUGCAAGGGCCGAGUGAAUGAGCGGCCGUAACAGAGGGCGCACGAUAGGGCUAUAGGGGAGGGACGGGAAGGAGCGGAGGGGCGAGGGGCGAGGAAAGAUGGAAGGCCAGGGCAAUGGAGAAGAGGCAAUGGGGGCCGACUCACCGACUCACCGACUCACCGACACACCGACACACCGACACACCGACUCACAGACACACCGACUCACCGACUCACCAACACACCGACUCACCGACUCACCGUCCCACCGCUUUGUCUCCCAAUUAAACAAAUGCCGCUGGUACCAACGCCGACGUCGCUGAGAUGCCACGUGGUCGACCGCGUGGCAUUGUGGAGCGACGAACAACGCGCGGACGGACGAUUGUUUGUUUCAUUUCGGUCGGCGCGGCGUCCGACGUUUCGCCCCGCCCCCCCCGGCGCUGCUGCGGGGGGCGGUAAACGCGGACGGGGGAAACGCCGGGCGCUCGCCUGCCCAACGACACGGAGCGCGUCGGCAGAGCGAGAGCGCGCCGUGGAGCGCACGCCGGGGGGUUGCGUUCGGAGCCACCGGGUGUCCGUUCCGUUGUGUCACCGGACAUCCGUACACGCGGCGAUUUAUCUAUUGAUUUAAUAGUUAUUUAUUUAUCUGUUUACUUAUCUAUUUAUUUACCUAUUUAUUUAUCUAUUUAUUCCCGUUCAUUUGUGAAUUUAUUUCGCUCAUUCCGGGAAUCGCCGCCGCGGUGAAAUGGUCAGCGCCACUCAGAAUCAGAAUAUUGAUUUACACCGGAGGAAGCUAUAAAGCUCUUUUUCCACAGAUGUCCGGUCGGGACCGGCUUGCGACCCCCCCCCCUCCCCCCCCGGGGUUUCGUGCGGGGUUCGUGAGUCGAUCUCCCGGCGCGGCAGUUGAGACGAUGGCGCGUCACCGCCUCCGUUCAGCCGGCGGCAUGAGCGGAUGGGUUCGCCGCGGUUUGUCGCGCGGGUCGGGGCAAAAGUGUGGGUCACUCCCCACCUCCUUUGUCUACCCCCCCCUCCUCCUCCCCCUUACGUGGAAACGUCCG